AUGGGGGGGGUCCCGGGGGGCGCCGCCGGCAGCAAGAAGAAGACGUGGAACUUCAUCCACGAGAAGAUGAGCUACGACACGUUCUUCACUAUGAAGCGUCUGAUCGAGCGCUCGCGGCGUCCUGACGAGGUUCUGCGCUGGGUCACCCAGAACCCCGCCAAGAUCUCCCACAACCACUACCCGGUCGCCCUGCAGAAGAUCGGUCAGCUGCUACAAGCCACGCCCCCUCCACGAGGAGGGGGGGGCGACCCCGACGCCGAGGCUUCAGGAGGAGGAGGAGCAGCAGAGGGAGGUGACGGGCGUGAGAUCCUGGAGCAUCAGGACUUCCACACGCUUUGUAACGCCAUCGUCAACGACUGCGCCAAGUUUGACAACUUCAGCAUCGUCAACUGUCUGUACGCCGUCGCCGCACUCGGUCUACCCAGUGACUCUCAGGUGGUCCAGGUGUUGGAGGCAGAGUCUCAGUCCAGACUGAACCAGUUUAACCAGAAGGACGUGUCCAUGGUGUUCAGCUCCAGUAUGAAGCUCCACAUGGGCAGCCAGCACCCUCUGACCGAGGCCUGCCUGGCGGGCCUGGAGAAGAACCUGGAGAGAGAGCGCCACCCGCAGACGCUGUUCCUGCUGCUCUCGUACUACAGACUCAAGUGGCGCUCGCUGCAGCAGCAGGACCCCUCCUCUGCAGCAGGGGGCGCUAACGCUGCCACCGCUAACAACAACAACACGCCUCCAAACCCGGAACAACUGCUCGCCAACAGGAAGAUCCUGCGUCUGGUCAAACACACUCUGGUGAGUGUGAGUGGUGUUCGUGACCAGGAGAUGGCGCUGUUGGACGAGAUGCUGGCAGCGUGCGUUAGGGAGGCGAGCAACAAGAGUCUGGAGCUGAUCUUCAGUUCUCACCUGUUCUACCAGAACCGCCAGGAGAGGUUCAUCAGCAGCCUGGCAGAGGAGUUGCCUAAGAAGGUGGACAGCAUCACUCCCUACACGAUGGCUUUGAUCGCCAAAUACAUCGCUCGCCAUCGACUGAGAGAGACUCGACUGCUUGACACCAUUGCAGACUUUCUGGUGAAGAAGGCAGAGUACCUGGACAGUAAGGUGAUCCAGAAGCUGGUGUUCCCGUUCAGCAGGAUGAGUUACCGUCCGUCCAAUGAGCAGCAGUUCUUCUCUCGGUUGGAGGAGGUGGUGGAGCUUAAGGCGCUCAGCUCGCCACUUGCCACCGUCAACAUCCUCAUGUCUCUGUUCCAGCUGGGACACUUCCCCGGCCUGGUGCUGCACCGAGUCUUCUCCUCCGCCUUCAUUAGCAACGUCACCAACAGUCCGUACGCUCUGAUAGUCCGGCGGUACCUCUCUCUGCUGGAUGCUGCUGUGGAGCUGGAGUACCGAGAGUACACCGGACCACGACUGCAGGACGCCCACAAGGUCCUGAUGUUUGACCACGCACUGACUGCUGAUGAGGUCAACCGCAAGUACAGUUAUAAAGGUCUGGUGGCUGAGGCUCUGCGACAGCUGGUUGGAGAACAGAACUACAAACAGGAUGAAGUACUGGCCCCGGGAUACUACACAGACUUCGUGUUGUGGGUGGACUCCUCUGGUCGGGUUCUACCCAUCAGAACCGGAGCCGGUCUGGCUCUCGGCAUCGUUCCUCCGUCCUGCGUCGCGUCCAAGUCAGCUGAUGAUGCGGUUGCCGUGGUGACUUCAGAGUUCCAGACGUUCUCUCCGUUCACGCCGCUGGAGGAGGGAGCCGAGCAGCCGUGUCAGGUGGGCGAACCAGUGGGCGGGGCCAUGGAGUCCAGGUCCUUCCUACCUCACCACAUCCGCGGCCCGGCGGAGGUCAUGGCCCCUUCAGGACCCCCCCGGCCCGGCACUAACGGCGGCCCUUAUGGCCCCUACUACGUCCCUGCUCCGGAGUACUACUCCAGUCUGGCAAAGGAGCACUCUCUGGAGAGCCAGGACAGCUCCACACUCAGCAGCCCCCCCUCUGACAGCCUGGCCCCCACCGGGGUCCAGGGACCUCCAGGGUCCGUGGCCCCUGACUCUCUCUUUCAGUUUUCCAUUGGGAAGAUCCUGGAGGAUGAGGGGGCCCCCCCGGGGGGCCAGCUGCCGGGGUUCUACGAGGGGGCGACAUACUCUGAGGGGCCCGAUAGAGGACCCCCAUCGCCACAGCUCCACCCCGACAGACCCGAUGCUGACAACCCCCCAACAGACCAGAGACCGAUCAGGAGGGUCAUCAUGUCCGUCAAUGAUAAGUGGCAUUACUGCCACAACUCGGAGGUUCUAGUCGGUUCUCGGGCCAUGAGGGACCGACACCUGAGGCUGCUGGGAUACAUCAUCGUCCAGCUGCCGUACCACGAGCUGGAGAAGCUGAACGGCAUCGAGGAGGUGAAGCAGUACCUUCACAAGAAGCUGCUGGACGUCCCACUAUGACGCUCUGUGUGUGUGUGUGUGUGUGUGUGCGUGUGUGUGUGUGCGUGUGCAUGGUCUCACGGCUGCUUCUGGUCUGUAGUCCUGGUUCCUGGAGUCGGAGCCCUGUGAUUGGUCGGAAGUCCUGUCUGUCAAACUGCCUGUUGAUUCAGAUUACAUCACUGAACCUGAUCAUCAAUGAGUCGACAGGAAACUGAACCAGUUAAUCAAAGGUCAUGAAAAUAGAACAGACUGAGCUCACAUCAUUAAUGUGCAGGUCGACUCCAACUCCCAUCAGGCUGUGCAGCUUUUUAAAGGACCAUGCUGCUGUCUGACCGUUUUCCAAUCAUCAUCAUUUUUCAGAUUGAUCUUUGUUCUAUAAAGUCCAUCAGGGAGUCAAACACCAUCCACACUGUUCAGUUCUCAGUGAAGUUACCAGGAGAACAGUUGUACUUAUACAUCGGAGCCUUCAGCUGUACUCUGAGAAUAUUAAUCUAAUGUUUUGGCCCAAAACAGUGAAACGUUGUCUGAAGAAUCUGUGCUAUAGAACAUCUUUGUUCUAUUGAGGUCCUGCAGCGGUGCGUUCAUGGACUCUAACUAAAGAAUGAGAUCUGAAAUCUCAAUCAGCAAACAUGGAUGUUAUGAAUUGUAAAGCGCCCUUGAACGCACCAUCAGGCUCCGGGGUUUGUUUUGGAACCGUGUCAGACUGUGGGGAUGAACAUCUCUUUUUAUUUGGGGGGGUCUGUUUUUAUAGAGUUUGGUAACGAUGAAGAUGCAUGUGCGGGACUGGUUUUGGGGUUAUCACUGUUUUAUAAAUCCAGAUGAUGAAGCUGGGAGAGCAGGGGCUGAUGGGUAAUGUAGUUCCUUUUUGAGUGCACACAAAGGGAGGGGGAGAGUUACCGUGGUAACACGGUGAGCGUGCCAAAGGACUGAGUGGGUAGUGAAUGUGGGGGUCAAAGGUCAGAUUAUUUAUUGGUGUUUGAGGGGAAAGAAGCUUGUUUAUAUUCUAUAAAUCUGUUCAUUCAAAUGUCCAUAAAAUCUGGAGCUGAAACUGUGUGGCGUCGUUAUUUUCACUCCUUGUCGUCAUGACGACCAGCAGACUGAGGCGUCACCGUGAU
Messenger RNA from Anoplopoma fimbria (sablefish), 3515 nucleotides. RefSeq names its product Fas-activated serine/threonine kinase (gene fastk). Gene Ontology annotation, biological process: regulation of mitochondrial mRNA stability; mitochondrial RNA processing. The record is from RefSeq and is a predicted model, not a curated record. Gene Ontology annotation, molecular function: RNA binding. Lineage: Eukaryota; Metazoa; Chordata; Actinopteri; Perciformes; Anoplopomatidae. Gene Ontology annotation, cellular component: ribonucleoprotein granule; mitochondrial matrix.